This is a messenger RNA of Ilyonectria robusta, 1874 nucleotides long. RefSeq names its product pantothenate kinase. Gene Ontology annotation, cellular component: nucleus; cytosol. The transcript has 3 exons. Lineage: Eukaryota; Fungi; Ascomycota; Sordariomycetes; Hypocreales; Nectriaceae. Bases 110 to 1561 code for a protein of 483 amino acids. Gene Ontology annotation, biological process: coenzyme A biosynthetic process. The record is from RefSeq and is a predicted model, not a curated record. Gene Ontology annotation, molecular function: pantothenate kinase activity; ATP binding.
GCUUGCUGCCGUAGCCCGGCCCUAAGCAUCAUUACUCCCGCCCAUCCCGUCCGCCUUCCCGGCCUCUCUCGCCAACAUCUCAACAGUUCCCGCCGCCGCAAACAAAGCCAUGUCGCCCGCCUCCGAACACGAAGACGCCGUACUACGGGCGACGAAGGUUGCGCAGGAUCCACCGCCGCAGGCGCAUUCACACGACGUUGCGCCGGCAUCAGCAACAGCAACGUCGCCCGCGCAGCAGCCGUCACCGCUGAAGCGACGCCUCCGCACAAUGACGUCGACCGAGGAGAUUGACAGCACCAUCAACCGCCCCGGCAGCGUCAAGAUCAAUGUCCAGGGCGCCUUCAUCGUCGACCCGGACACGUCGACGCCGGCAACGGGGGGUGGUGCGGCGCAUGCGAACGGGCGUGUCAGUCCGUCGCAUCCAGAGACGAGCGAUAUUCGCCUGCCGAACCACACGGCCGUCGUGAGCCAUAUUGCGAUUGAUAUUGGCGGCUCGCUGGCGAAGCUCGUCUACUUCUCGCGCGAGGUCGAUUCGACCGACCCGGGCGGCCGGCUCAACUUCCAGAACUUCGAGACGGACCGAAUCGACGACUGUGUAGAGUACAUGCGACACCUGCGCGACAACCAACUGGCUCUCAACGGCUCGCAGCCCGGCGAGUUGUGCGUCAUGGCCACCGGCGGCGGUGCCUACAAGUUCUACGACAAGAUCCGCGAGGCGCUGGGCGUCGACGUGCUGAGGGAGGAUGAGAUGGAGUGCCUCAUCAUUGGCCUCGACUUCUUCAUCACCGAGAUCCCCCGCGAAGUCUUCACCUACUCCGAGGCGGACCCAAUGCAAUUCGUUGUUCCACGCGACAACAUCUACCCUUACCUGCUGGUCAACAUCGGCUCUGGCGUGUCCUUCCUAAAGGUCACAGGUCCGCGCUCCUAUCAGCGAGUUGGCGGUACCUCGCUGGGUGGUGGCACCCUAUGGGGUCUCUUGUCCAUGUUGACUGGCGCGCGCACCUUUGACGAGAUGCUUGACCUGGCAGGCCACGGAGACAACGCCAAGGUCGACAUGCUGGUUGGCGACAUCUACGGCACCGACUAUGGCAAAAUCGGCCUCAAGAGCACCACCAUUGCCUCAUCGUUCGGCAAGGUCUUCCGCAUGAAGCGAGAGGCCGAGUCCGCGGCUGAGGACUCCCCCGUUCCUCACGACUCUGAGGCGUCAUUUUCCGGCGCCGACGUCUCCCGCUCUCUCCUUUACGCCAUCUCCAACAACAUCGGUCAGAUUGCCUACUUACAGUCGCAGAUUCACAACCUAUCCAAUAUCUACUUUGGUGGCUCCUUCAUCCGUGGCCACCGCCAAACCAUCAACACACUGAGUUACGCCAUCAAGUUCUGGAGUCAAGGCGAAAAGCAGGCCUAUUUCCUGCGACACGAGGGCUACCUCGGGUCCGUGGGCGCCUUCCUCAAGAGGCAGCCCCGGAACUGGGGGCGCAGGGGAAGCCUGGAGGGUAUGGAGGAGAUGGCCGAGGCCAGGAGGAAUCAACGCGAGGCAGAGGCUGCUGCGAGCAGCACGUGAGAGGAGUGGAGGUGAAGAGUCUUGAAAGUGGGACAGAAGAGGGGGUGGUGAUGUUAUGCGAGGGCGGAGACCCAUCGGACGAAGACAAAAAAACCUCACAUCAAAAGCACCGUCGGCCGAGCCUACAGCUCGGAGGAAGGAGAAAGAGGACCGGGGAACACAGCAUACCCUUGUGGGCUCGACCGAGGCGCACUUCAUUGGCGUUCAAUUGAUUUGGGUGGUCAAACAAGUUUCUUUGGCUGAAGCACAGCGUAGCACGACAUGGCACGGCGCAUGAUGAAGAGCAAGAAGGACGACUCAGAGGAGAACCACC